AUGCCUUUGAAGGUAUUUUCUCAAGAUGCAGAUGUGAGUUUGGGAUGUAACAUCCCCAGAGAAGACGCAGAGCAGGAGGAAGAAGAGGAGGAAAUGGCAGCUUCUCAGGGGCUGCUGACAUUCCAGGAUGUGACCAUAGAUUUCACUCAAGAGGAGUGGGAAUGCCUGGACCUCGCUCAGCGGGAAUUGUACAGGGACGUGAUGUUAGAGAACUACGGGAAUCUGGCCUGCUUGGGUCUUGUGGUCUCUAAGCCGGACCUGGUCACGUUUCUGGAGCAAAUGAAGGAUCCCUGGGAUGUCAGGAGAAUGGAGACAGCCAUACACCCAGGAUGUCUCCUCACGGCCAACCGCAGUCCUCUGCCUGGGUCUGCUCUCCGAACCCCUCGUUCCAGCACCCAGCCCUUGUCUGCAGUGGAGGACACCCUCUCAGGCUGGUCUUCAAAAGUUAUUCAACAGCAGAAUAUUCAGACUAAGCGGAAACAUUGCAAGUGUAAUACAUGUGGAAAAGUCUUUAGUAACUCACCAAAUCUAAGUAGACAUAGGAAAAUUCAUACAGGAAGGAAAGAUUUCAAAUGUACAGCAUGUGGCCAAACCUUUAAUCAGAGUUCAUAUUUAACUGAACAUCUGGGAAUCCAUACUGGGGAGAAACCAUACGAAUGUACAGAAUGUGGCAAAGCCUUUAUCUGCUGUUCAUGUAUUACUCAACAUCAGCGAAUCCAUACUGGGGAGAGACCUUAUAAAUGUACAGCAUGUGGCAAGGCGUUUAAGCAGAUUUCAGCUUUAACUCACCAUCAGCGAACCCAUACUGGGGAGAGACCUUAUAAAUGUACAGCAUGUGGCAAGGCUUUUAAGCAAAGUUCAGCUUUAACUCCACAUCAGCGAAUCCAUACAGGGGAGAGACCAUAUAAAUGUACAGAGUGUGGCAAAGCCUUUAUCAAUUAUUCACUUCUUACUCGACAUCAGCGAAUUCAUACUGGGGAGACACCUUAUAAAUGUAUAGCAUGUGGCAAGGAUUUUAAGCAUAGUUCAACUUUAACUGAACAUCAGCGAAUCCAUACUGGGGAGAGACCUCAUAAAUGUAUAGCAUGUGGCAAAGCCUUUAUCCGUUAUUCUUCUCUCACUCGACAUCAACGAAUCCAUACUGGGGAGAGACCUUAUAAAUGUACAGCAUGUGGCAAGGCUUUUAAGCAGAGUUCAAAUUUAGCUCAACAUCAGCGAAUCCAUACCGGGGAAAGACCGUAUAAAUGUACAGAAUGUGGCAAAGCCUUUAUCUAUUUUUCACUUCUUACUCAGCAUCAACGAUUCCAUACUGGGGAGAAACCUUAUAAAUGUACAGACUGUGGCAAAGCCUUUUCCCAGAGUUCAGGUCUUUCUCGACAUCAGAGAGUUCAUACUGCAGAGAAAUGUUAG
Dama dama (fallow deer) is the source of this 1410-nucleotide messenger RNA. Its product is annotated as zinc finger protein 501-like. The record is from RefSeq and is a predicted model, not a curated record. Bases 1 to 1410 code for a protein of 469 amino acids. Gene Ontology annotation, molecular function: RNA polymerase II cis-regulatory region sequence-specific DNA binding; DNA-binding transcription factor activity, RNA polymerase II-specific. The transcript is spliced from 6 exons. NCBI's taxonomy places the organism in Eukaryota, Metazoa, Chordata, Mammalia, Artiodactyla, Cervidae. Gene Ontology annotation, biological process: regulation of transcription by RNA polymerase II.